CCCCCACCACGGCGGCCGCGCCUGCUCGACUUGCCCCCGACACGAUCCCCAACCCUCUCGGCUCUCGCGGCACCAGUCCAGAGAAGCUCCCACACGCCCUCCGGAGAGCGGCGAGAGAGCUCAAGGUUUCGAGCCCCCGAUCACAUCUAGCCGGCGGUCGAGGAGAAUGCCUCGCAAAGUUGUAUCUGGGCCUGACUAUGAUGAUGAUUACGAUGACUAUGAUGAGUAUGAUGAUGAUUAUGAUGAGUAUGAUGACACAAGAUAUGGCAACGAUCAACAUCCUGUUCAGAAGGGAAAAGAAUCAUUGAAGAAGUCCUCAACUAUGGUGCCCGUGCAUUGGACGUGUUCCAUGUGCACAUUCAAUAAUCAUGAAAGCAUGACGUACUGUGAGAUGUGUGGGGUUUUCCGUGAAACCUUUAUCAAAUCUGCCAAGGAUGGUUCAUUAAAAGAUGCAGUCAACGCAGCGUCAAGUGAGCCUAGGGCAUGUGCUGCACCAAAAACAGAUUCUGCCAAGACGCCAAUGAAGACUCGUGGUGUACAUUCUGAUGGUGAUUCUGCGAGAAAGCAUGCUAAUACGUCAUGUGAUAAAGCCAAUUCCACACAGUUACCAUCUGCUGGUAGCUCAUUAGGUGCUGAAAAAAAGAAGAAAAUUCCUGUAGUUUCUGAUGAAAUACCUGUGGAAAGGACAGCUCUAUCGGUCCCUGAUCAUUUUCAGCUGAAGGAUGACAAGAGUGGUGGGGCUAGCAGUUCGUCACAGAAUGAUUAUGUGACCCAGAAACUCUCUUCUGACAUAAGCCAGCUAAAUGUAGACAAGAACAAUGUGAAUGUUACAAAACCUUGUUUGCCUGAAGAGUAUAAGCCUGAGAAGUGGAUGUUAGCUGAUCAGGAGUCAGGGGUGCUGAGCCAACUAAACCUUGCAAUAGUGGGUCAUGUUGAUUCUGGCAAGUCGACACUAUCUGGGAGAUUACUGCAUCUAUUAGGAAGGAUAUCGAGAAAAGAUAUGCACAAGAAUGAGAAGGAGUCGAAAGAGAAAGGGAAGGGAUCAUUUGCUUUUGCAUGGGCCAUGGAUGAGAGCAGUGAAGAAAGGGAACGAGGUGUGACAAUGACAGUAGGUGUGGCCUAUCUGGAGACGAAGAAAUACCGUGUGGUUUUGCUUGACUCACCUGGCCACAAAGAUUUUGUGCCAAAUAUGAUAUCUGGUGCAACACAAGCUGAUGCAGCUAUUCUUGUGGUUGAUGCUUGCAACUUCAAAGACUCAGCUAUUACCUGGAUUCCUCUUAGUGCUGUAGAAAAUCAAAAUUUGAUCAAACCUCCUUCGGAUGCUCGUUUGACUUCCUGGUAUCAGGGGUUCUGUCUCUUGGAUGCUAUUGAUUCCCUGCAGCUUCCUUCUCGGGAUGUUACAAAGCCCCUCAUUCUUCCAAUCUGUGAUGUUAUCAAGUCUCAGUCAACAGGGCAGUUGGCAGCUUUUGGAAAAUUGGAAACCGGGGCUAUUCAAAAUGGUUCUAAGGUGUUAGUUUUACCUUGCAGGGUAGAGGCGACAGUGAAAAACAUUGAGCGGGACACUAAUUCAUGCAGCAUAGCAAGAGCUGGUGACAAUGUGGCGGUUAGUUUACAGGGUAUUGAUGGGAAUCAACUAAUACCUGGCGGGGUGCUUUGCCACCCUGGUUUCCCUGUGGCUGUAGCUAACCGCUUGGAGCUUAAGAUUCUAGUCCUGGAUAUUGCCAUUCCAAUUCUUGCUGGUUCUCAGGUGGAGUUUCACAUACAUCAUGUCAAGGAGGCCGCAAAAGUAACAAAAAUCAUUGCUUUGCUUGACAAGACUGGGAAACCAAGUAAAUCAGCACCUCGAUUUCUUAAAUCAAAACAGAACGCUGUUGUUCAGGUUACACUCGAUGGGGCAGUCUGCGUUCAGGAAUUCUCCAAGAGCCGAGCACUUGGGAGGGCAUACUUAAGGUUGUCUGGUCGCACAAUCGCUGUUGGUGUAGUUAAUCGGGUAAUUGGCCAAGAUGAGAACUAGAAGACUUCUACUCUUCUGAAACCUGAACCGAAUCAGUCGUUCCUAGGAUGUAGAGACCCCAUCAGAAUCCUGGUGCUGGCAAGUUUUGUUUUCUGUUUGCUUUAUCGGCAUUAUCGCCAUUCCAAUGUAUUGAGAUAUGGCUGUAAGGUGGUCACAGAUGAGCUUUUUGUUCCGACCCUCGUCGAUGCAAAAGUGCCAGGGAAUCUCUGAAAAUGCUGAAUUCAUGACUAUUGAACUGACAGGUAUAUACUAGUUA
Panicum virgatum (switchgrass) is the source of this 2270-nucleotide messenger RNA. RefSeq names its product HBS1-like protein. The transcript is spliced from 11 exons. Gene Ontology annotation, biological process: translation. The coding region runs from base 167 to 2014 and encodes 615 amino acids. Lineage: Eukaryota; Viridiplantae; Streptophyta; Magnoliopsida; Poales; Poaceae. Gene Ontology annotation, molecular function: GTPase activity; GTP binding. The record is from RefSeq and is a predicted model, not a curated record.